AUGGCCAAAGAGCAGGGAUGGAGAGCGAGAAGUGCUUUUAAAUUGUUGCAGAUUAAUGAUGAAUUCCACAUUCUGGACGGUGUCACCAAAGCUGUCGAUUUAUGUGCUGCCCCGGGCAGUUGGAGCCAGGUGCUGUCGAAGCGACUCUUUGAAAAUGGAAAAGACAGGGAUGAUGUCAAAAUCGUUGCCGUCGAUCUCCAGCCGAUGUCACCGAUCGCCGGCGUCACACAAAUUCAAGGUGACAUUACCGACAACUACACAGCUAAGCGAAUUAUCGAUGUUUUCGGAACCUUGGCCGAUCUCGUAGUUUGCGACGGAGCCCCUGACGUUACUGGAUUGCAUUCACUGGACGAGUAUAUGCAAGCGCAGCUUGUGUUGUCAGCUUUAAAUAUCACCACACAUGUACUCAAACUUGGCGGUUCGUUUGUAGCAAAG
Ostertagia ostertagi is the source of this 435-nucleotide messenger RNA. The record is from the annotation of a GenBank genome assembly. Lineage: Eukaryota; Metazoa; Nematoda; Chromadorea; Rhabditida; Trichostrongylidae.